CAUGGGGAUGACCUACUCCGAGUUAUCUGUGAUCGGACGGCUGAGGAAGAUCUCAAAGUGCGGCCCGUUCAGCAUGUUCUGUAAACUCAUUCACACGUGGAAGGACGCGCUCUCGCCGUCAGAGGUGGCUCAGAAGGUGAAACACUUUUUCCGGAUGUACUCGGUGAACCGCCACAAGAUGACCACGGUGACGCCGUCCUACCACGCCGAGAGCUACAGCCCCGACGACAACCGCUUUGACCUCCGACCUUUCCUCUAUAACACACGCUGGAGCUGGCAGUUCAGGUGCAUCGACAACCAGGUGUUUCUGUCCUUCCUCACAGGUCUCUCAGUUGGCAGCAAACAAGAAAUAAGAGCUUCAGGUCUUCAGCGUCCACAGAAAAACUACAUCACAUCUGUGAUAAUGUCAGUUUUUGCAAACACGAGGUCAUGCAGGUAAAAUAAUCAUGUUUCUGGGAAUACAGAGAACCUUUGUUCU
This is a messenger RNA of Plectropomus leopardus (leopard coralgrouper), 478 nucleotides long. Lineage: Eukaryota; Metazoa; Chordata; Actinopteri; Perciformes; Serranidae. The record is from RefSeq and is a predicted model, not a curated record.